AGAGCCUGGAUCAUGUGUGGCCAUCUUAGGAGGUCACUCCCACACGUGGUCCAUUAUCUUCCCACUCCUCCAGGCCACUGUGGGCAUCAACUGAACCUGAGUGGAUAGUCUGCCUUAGAAUGACGGAAUGGAUUCUGGCAGGUAGAGGAAAAUGGAGACAGAGACACCAAAGACUGUGCCCACUCCAGUGGGGAGAAUCUGACCUAGGCAGGAACAGUGAGGCUGACAAUCAAGGAGGGAAGGAUCUAGCACAUCACACACUGGUGCUCCUGCACGUGCUGUUCGAGCACGCGGUCGGCUACGCGCUGCUGGCGCUGAAGGAAGUGGAGGAGAUCAGCCUGCUGCUGCCGCAGGUGGAGGAGUGUGUGCUGAACCUGGGCAAGUUCCAUAACAUCGUCCGUCUCGUGGCCUUUAAUCCGUUUUCUUCGUCCCAGGUUGCCUUGGAAAAUGCAAAUGCGGUGUCCGAAGGCGUCGUUCACGAGGACCUCCGCCUGCUACUGGAGACACACCUGCCAUCCAAGAAGAAGAAGGUGCUCCUGGGAGUGGGGGACCCCAAGAUCGGUGCUGCUAUCCAAGAGGAACUGGGCUACAACUGCCAGACUGGAGGGGUCAUAGCCGAGAUCCUGCGAGGAGUUCGCUUGCAUUUCCAUAAUCUGGUGAAGGGUCUGACUGAUGUGUCAGCAUGUAAAGCCCAGCUGGGGCUGGGACACAGCUAUUCUCGUGCCAAAGUCAAGUUCAAUGUAAACCGGGUGGACAACAUGAUCAUUCAGUCUAUCAGCCUUCUGGACCAGCUGGAUAAAGACAUCAACACUUUCUCCAUGCGUGUCAGGGAGUGGUACGGCUAUCACUUCCCGGAGCUGGUGAAGAUCAUCAAUGACAACGCCACCUACUGCCGCCUUGCCCAGUUCAUCGGGAACCGAAGGGAGUUGAAUGAGGACAAGCUGGAAAAACUGGAGGAGCUAACGAUGGAUGGAGCCAAAGCUAAGGCCAUCCUGGAUGCCUCGCGGUCAUCCAUGGGCAUGGACAUCUCUGCCAUUGACUUGAUCAACAUCGAGAGCUUCUCCAGCCGCGUGGUGUCGCUGUCGGAGUACCGCCAGAGCCUCCACACUUACCUGCGCUCCAAGAUGAGCCAGGUCGCCCCCAGUCUAUCAGCACUCAUUGGGGAAGCGGUGGGUGCACGUCUCAUUGCUCACGCUGGCAGCCUUACCAACCUGGCCAAGUACCCAGCAUCCACAGUGCAGAUCCUUGGGGCUGAAAAGGCCCUGUUCAGAGCCCUGAAGACAAGGGGUAACACACCAAAAUAUGGACUUAUUUUCCACUCCACCUUCAUUGGCCGUGCAGCUGCCAAGAACAAAGGCCGCAUCUCCCGCUACCUGGCCAACAAAUGCAGUAUUGCCUCGCGAAUCGAUUGCUUCUCUGAGGUACCCACAAGUGUAUUUGGGGAGAAACUUCGAGAACAAGUUGAGGAGCGACUAUCCUUCUACGAGACUGGGGAGAUUCCACGCAAGAAUCUGGAUGUCAUGAAGGAAGCCAUGGUUCAGGCGGAGGAGGCAGCCGCAGAGAUCACCCGCAAGCUGGAGAAGCAGGAGAAGAAACGCCUGAAAAAGGAGAAGAAGCGCCUGGCAGCGCUGGCGCUGGCAUCUCCGGAGACCAGCAGCAGCACCCCGGAGGAGUGCGAGGAGGUACAUGAAAAACCCAAAAAGAAGAAAAAGCAAAAGGCCCAGGAGGUUCCUCAGGAGAAUGGAAUGGAAGAGCCAAUGGUCUCUUCCAAACCCAAGAAAAAGCGAUCUUUUUCCAAGGAGGAGUUGGUUAAUAGUGAUGUGGAAGAGACAGAGGGCAACGCAAGCCCUCCCAAGAGGAAGAAAUCCUCAGCCCAGGAGGAGGUGGUGGUGAACGAUGUGGAGGAGGCAGGCAGCAGGAAGGUUUCCAAGAAAAAGCGCAAGUUCUCUUCCAAGGAGGAGCCUGGUAGCAGCAGCCCUGAAGAGGCUGCUGGCAGCAAGAGCAGCACCAAGAAAAAAAAAAAGCUCCACAAGGCCUCCCAGGAAGACUAGCACGGACACUGCUUGGAGGGUACCCACCCCCCCAAGGCAACCCUUCCCAACCUGUGCCUCCACCCCAAUAAAAAACGAAAUCACAA
Ochotona princeps (American pika) is the source of this 2137-nucleotide messenger RNA. RefSeq names its product NOP56 ribonucleoprotein (gene NOP56). The transcript has 12 exons. Gene Ontology annotation, cellular component: small-subunit processome; box C/D methylation guide snoRNP complex. NCBI's taxonomy places the organism in Eukaryota, Metazoa, Chordata, Mammalia, Lagomorpha, Ochotonidae. The record is from RefSeq and is a predicted model, not a curated record. Gene Ontology annotation, molecular function: snoRNA binding. The coding region runs from base 120 to 2051 and encodes 643 amino acids.